Vigna umbellata (rice bean) is the source of this 1359-nucleotide messenger RNA. RefSeq lists its product as uncharacterized. NCBI's taxonomy places the organism in Eukaryota, Viridiplantae, Streptophyta, Magnoliopsida, Fabales, Fabaceae. The record is from RefSeq and is a predicted model, not a curated record.
AUGAGCAUGGAUGACCCAAUUGAGAUGAUCAGAAUGUUACAGCAAAAGAUGGACGAGAUGCAACAGCGCCAUGAGGACGAGCUCGCGGCCGUUAAGGCCGAGUGUGAGGCCCGGAUAGCCCGAGAGAUCGCUGGGAAGGGAGGUGAGGACGAACGGGCGAAGGAGAAGGGAAAGGCCGCCGCGGAGGAUCACACUAAGCACAAUAGCGGACGCGAUAAAACCUGGAAGUCGACGGAGCCCGAGGCCAAAGGGAGUAAAGCCAAAUCAAUACACGCAGAGAGUGACGCGGAGGAUAGACUGAUGGUGGUGAAGCCUGAGCCUUCGUCCACACUAUUACUCCCCUAUGCUCAACCAAUCAUGGAUGUUCAGAUAUCGGAACAAUUCGUUGCGCCGCAAUUCAAGAUGUAUGAUGGGACCAUGGAUCCCGAGGCCCACAUCAAGACUUUCUCGAACGCGAUGGCGUUUAGGACGGGCAAUGACGCCAUCUGGUGUCGGGCAUUUUCGCUAUCAUUAGAAGAAGAAGCACUUGAAUGGUUCAACUCUCUUCCUCCCAAUUCUAUAGAGAAUUUCGACAGCUUGAAGUGCUUGUUCAUCCGGCAGUUUGCCGUAAACAACACUCAGGACCUGACCGUCUUCGAAUUGGUUACCCUGAAGCAAGGCAAGGAAGAAACGUUGAGAGUGUUUAUGGAUCGCUAUCAAAAGACCGUGCGACGAGUAAAGGCAUUGAGCCCGGAGCUUGCCCUACAUUACAUCCUCCCCACACUCAAGCCAGGACCGUUCAAAGACAGCGUCUAUCGACGGGCCCCCAAAACUAUGGAAGAGUUGAGGGAGCGGGCGGCGGACGAAAUUAGGGUGGAAGAGAUGAAGUUGUCGUAUAAGAAGGAAAGCCAGGAGCUUAGGGGGGAAAGGGCGGACGGGGGAAAGUCAGGCAAUUCGGCAGGAAAGCCGAGCGGCCUUAGACAGAAGGAACCGAGACGAGGACCCCGCUUCCAGCAGUACAACCCCUUGAACACCCCCAGGGAGAAGAUCCUCCGUGAGGCGCUAAGCGCGGAUUUGCUCCCAAAACCCAUGAAGCGGCCUACUCCAUCAGGCGCGGACGGGAGCAAACACUAUGUCUACCACAAAAAUAUGGGUCAUACCACCGAAGAGUGUGUGACCCUAAAAGACAAAAUUGAAGAAUUAAUCCGGGCGGGGCAACUCAAAAAAUACAUUCGGGUUGACCGUUCUCAGGCACCCGUAGAACGGCUCGGCCCGCGGCAAGCAUCCAACCCGACAGGUCUAAGAACGAUCGGAUCCAUCGCCCGCGCUCGGAACGGCGACGAAGAAGAAGUCGUAGUAGAAGUUGCAAGCGUCCUCUGA